AUGACCAAUAAAUGUAUGUACUUUCUUGUUCGAAAUUAUAAACUGACUUGUGGCUUUGGAGCCAAUGACACGUCAGGUGCAACAUCAUUAAGUAUGAAUGCAUGGUCACACGUUGCAUGUGUCUAUAGUUUCGAAACACAAACACUACAGGCCUACUUAAAUGGCAUACUUAAUGGUUCUCGAUCAUUAUUUUCCUUUCAAGGUUCAUCAGGCGAUACAACUAUUGGUGUUACCUAUGCAAUACCACCAGGCUCGAACUAUUUCGAUGGUUACCUUGCUCUAAUGCAAUUCGUAUCGAGUGCGAAAACUCCUAGUGACAUUCUACGCGAUGCAACUCUUAUGGCGUACUAUUCAUUUGAUACUAGUUUAACGACUGAUAAUAGUCUGAACGGUAUCAAUACAACGACAAUCGGAAGUCCAAGUCUUGUACCUGGAAGAGUUAAUCAAGCUAUUCAGGUGAAUCCAAGUGCCAGUGUUUAUACUAGCUAUACAUCAUUUCUACUUUUGGGAGUGUCCAAUCAGCCGCACACCUAUUCUCUAUGGAUUAAGCCAACGGGCAGCUAUGCAUUGCCAACUAUUUUAUUUGUAAUUGCUCAAACAGGUUGGUGUGCUAGUAUCAUAAUGACGACAGCGAGUGGCCAUAUCGUGUUACAUUCGUAUAGUGGUGCUUUGAUAUCUGUGUCAGGUUCUAUUAUUCCUCUCAACACUUGGACUCACGUGGGCGCUACAUAUUGCCCAAGUAGCGGCUUCAGACUCUAUAUUAAUGGAACUUUUUAUGCAACUUCAGGAGCUUUUAGUUAUGUUGCUGCAGGUACUUCUCUCUAUCUAUUCAUAGGAGGUGAUGGGGGCUAUGCGUUCCUUUCUGCACCAGGUUGUUCAGCUGGAUUUACAGGUUCUGUAGAUGAAUUAUUUAUGUACAGUCGUGAAUUAACAGCAUCAGAAAAAUUUGUAGCAGCUAACCCAUAA
Messenger RNA from Rotaria socialis, 966 nucleotides. Lineage: Eukaryota; Metazoa; Rotifera; Eurotatoria; Philodinida; Philodinidae. The record is from the annotation of a GenBank genome assembly.